AUGCAGCAGAUACCGUUUGCCUCAGAGUUGGACCUUCUCCCCUACUUCAUGUCAGAUUUCAACACAACCGACUUCACCAACCCCUCCACCUUCAUCCUGCUGGGCAUUCCUGGCCUGGAGGUGGCCCAUGUCUGGAUUGCCAUCCCCUUUUGCACCAUGUACGUCAUAGCCGUCUUGGGGAACUUCACCAUCCUAUUCAUUGUGAAGAGGGAGCCAAGCCUCCAUGGACCCAUGUACUACUUUCUCUGCAUGCUGGCUGGCAGUGACCUGGUCAUAUCUACGUCCAUUGUGCCCAAAACAUUGAACAUCUUCUGGUUCAAUUCCAGGGAGAUCGAUUUCAGCGCCUGCCUCACCCAGAUGUACUUUGUUCAGUGCUUCACAGUUAUGGCAUCUGGGAUCCUUGUGGCCAUGGCUUUUGAUCGCUACAUCGCCAUUUGUGAUCCCCUGAGACAUUCCACCACCCUGACAAACCACAGGGUGGCCAAGAUCGGCCUGGCUCUGCUGUUGCGCAGCAGCAUGCUCGUAAUGCCCAAUCCCAUCCUGGCAAGGCAGUGGCCAUAUUGCAGAACCAACAUCAUCCCACACACAUACUGUGAUGGCAUAGCUUUGGUGAAGCUGGCCUGUGCUGACAUCCGUGUCAGUAGUUACUACGGCCUCUUUCUGGCAUUCUUGGUGACUGGUGUGGAUGUGUUUUUUAUUGCUGUGUCCUAUAUCCAGAUCCUCAGGGUCAUCUUCAGCCUCCCCGCAAGGGACGCCCGGCUCAAGGCUUUUAGGACCUGUGGCUCCCACCUCUUUGUCUUCUUAACCUUUUGCAUCCCAUCUUUGUUCUCCAUCCUCACGCACCGGUUUGGCCAGAAUGUCCCCCUGCACUUCCACGUUCUCAUUGCUAACAUGUACCUCUUGGUGCCCCCCAUGCUGAACCCCAUCAUCUACGGGGUGUGGACCAAACAAAUCAGAAACAGGAUGUUCUGGCUCUUCACUUAUAAAGGGACCUAA
This is a messenger RNA of Terrapene triunguis (Three-toed box turtle), 996 nucleotides long. Its product is annotated as olfactory receptor 52E4-like. Lineage: Eukaryota; Metazoa; Chordata; Testudines; Emydidae. Gene Ontology annotation, molecular function: G protein-coupled receptor activity; olfactory receptor activity. The record is from RefSeq and is a predicted model, not a curated record. Gene Ontology annotation, cellular component: membrane. Bases 1 to 996 code for a protein of 331 amino acids. The transcript has a single exon. Gene Ontology annotation, biological process: G protein-coupled receptor signaling pathway.